GAAAGAAACGUUCUGUCCGGUAAGAAACCCGACAUGAUUGCAUAUAAUUUCGUUAGCUCGCAACUCUGUUACGUACUGUCCUAUUAGGGUAUAAAGCAUUUUUACGGCAUCUUCUGCGCGACUACAUACACUUCUCUCGCAGUUUUAUCAGUUUAGCUUUAGUAUUGAAUACACCGCGGCAGAGUUCACGGCUGGCUUACGCCGUUUAAACGUUUGGCCGAAUUAAAGUAUAAUGAAUCCAAAUUUAUUAACGGAUGUAAUAUCUCAAUCGACGCCAAGUUCACCAGAAAUGGAUCUCACUAUAAAUCCAGAAAGACAGAGAUUUCCCUUUUGUAUUGUUUGGACUCCAUUGCCCAUUAUAACUUAUUUAAUACCAUUUAUCGGUCAUAUGGGAAUUUGCACAUCAACUGGUGUAAUAAGGGAUUUUGCUGGUCCAUAUCAUGUAGCGGAAGAUCAAAUGGCAUUUGGUAAACCUAUCAAAUAUUGGCAGCUUCAAUAUACGAAAGCCAAGGGUGGUGUGCAAGGAUGGGAUAUGGCUGUAUCAGAGGCUAGUGAAAUUUAUAAAACCAGAAUGCAUAAUUUAUUUUUCGACAAUUGUCAUUCACAUGUUGCGAAAGCUUUAAAUUUAAUGGCUUAUGAUAAUUCUACAAACUGGAACAUGGUAAAACUAGCAGCUUAUAUAGUCAUAAAAGGAAAAUAUAUAAGUUUUUAUGGUUUUCUCAAAAAAUGGUUGCCAUUUUUUUUACUUGUCAUCAUUAUAAUGAUUCUUGAUACAAUUCGCGAUUUAUAAUUUAUAUUAUUAAUUAUAAUGACAAAUGCAUAAACAAUAAUAAACGCUAGUAAUUUUGUUAUAUAUAGAAUUUUAUAGAAAUUUUAGAAUUGUAGGUAAAGAUUUGUAGUUCUUACAUUAUAUUUUUAGUAUAUUUGCAGAAAUUAAUGUUAAACUACAAAAAAGGUAUAUGUAAAUAUGUAUGUAUAAUAUUUAUGUUUGAAAAAGUUUUAUGGUUGCAGUAAGUUAAAAUACUAAAAUGUCAAUACUUAAUAUUUUUCUCAAAAUAUUUGGUUUGAUCUCAUGUUAAGGUUAAUAAUUAAAUUCUUUGCAACAAGCUAAUAGUUUAUCUUAAAAUAAUUUUGUAAUAUUUUAUAUGUAUUUGAUUACAUUAAGUAAUGGCAUUUAAUCAUCAUUAACAAUGAUAAAUAUAAAACUUGUAAACAAUAUUUACAAUGACACAAAUGUCAUUUAUAUAACUAUUAAAUAUCAAGAAUAUGCCCUUGUGCACACUUUGUGUCAUAUAUCUGCCUCCAAGUUUUUUCCUGAGCGAAUAAGGAAAUACAAGUGUCAUUAUACAUUGCAAGCAUGGUAGUACAAAUAUAAUUAAAACGUACAAUUAAUAUGUAAAUAUUCUUUCGUGAAUAAUCUUUAAGAUAUACAUUGUCACUAGUUAAAAUUAUUGUAAUUAUAUUUAAUAGGACCAUAUACUUGGAAAUUAGAAUAUAUCUAUUCCAAAUUCACAAAGUAUUACAUCAUAAUUACAUAUAAGCAAUAAAUAUACAAAAAAAAGAAU
Messenger RNA from Vespula vulgaris, 1565 nucleotides. Its product is annotated as transmembrane protein 222. The transcript has 5 exons. NCBI's taxonomy places the organism in Eukaryota, Metazoa, Arthropoda, Insecta, Hymenoptera, Vespidae. Bases 233 to 790 code for a protein of 185 amino acids. The record is from RefSeq and is a predicted model, not a curated record.